GCAAACGAGCCCCUUUGGCAGUGGAAAUGAGCCCUCGGGUGGAAACUGCCUUUAGUCAGUGUCUACUUUGCCUUGCAAAGCCCGGCCAACCCUGCUGGCAGGUGGGGAAACUGAGGCACGGGAAAGGUCAAGUGAUUUUCCCGAGGCAAAAAGGCAGUGACUGAGAUUGCAGAGCUGAGAUUGCCACCCCUGCUCCUGUGCCACACAAUCCAGGGCGCUGCGGUCCCCUUCCCGCUCAUUAGCAUCACCUCCACGGGGCCGGGGGAGAAUCCCAGUGCCGGGGAGCAGCAGCCCCUGGUGCCGGGAGAAGCCACUCCCAGGACCUGCCCCUGCGCCACGGGGAAACUAUUUAGGGUGGAGAUGUGUGGGGAGGGCUCGCAGGCGCUGGAGGUGUCCGGUCUGUUAUAGCGCAGGUGGGGCCGGCUCCGCUCACAUUCCUGCCUUUGCUUUUCCCUCUUGUUCCGUGCCGGGAGCAGAAUCCAAUGAUCCAGAGAUGAACCAGGCCAGGCCUCGCUACGUCAUCGAGCGUCCUGCCUAUUCCCUCAGCCUCUUCGACGAGGAGUUUGAGAAGAAAAGCAGAACUUACCCUGUUGGGGACAAACUGAGGAACCUCUUCAGAUGUUCAGCGUCCAGACUCAAGCUCAUCCUCUUCAGCCUCUUCCCGAUCCUCGUGUGGCUUCCCAAGUACAAAAUCAAGGAGUACAUUUUGCCUGAUGUUCUUGGGGGCGUCAGCGCGGGGACGAUCCAGGUGCCGCAAGGGAUGGCCUUUGCACUACUGGCCAAUCUGCCUCCUGUCAAUGGGCUCUACUCCUCCUUCUUCCCAUUGGUAACAUACCUCUUCCUUGGGGGUAUCCAUCAGAUGGUCCCAGGUACGUUUGCAGUCAUCAGCAUUAUUGUUGGCAACGUCUGCAAUGAGCUGGCUCCAGAGUCGGACUUCCAGUACUUCAACCACACCACUAAUGAGACCAGCGUGAACACCACAGCCCUGGAGGCGGCCAGGCUGGAGAUCUCGGCCACCCUGGCCUGCCUCACCGCCGUCAUCCAACUGUGCCUGGGAUUCGUGCAGUUCGGCUUUGUUGCCAUCUACCUCUCCGAGUCUUUCAUCAGGGGCUUCAUGACAGCAGCAGGGCUGCAGAUCCUCAUCUCCGUGCUCAAGUACGUCUUCGGCUUGACAGUCCCGUCUUACACCGGGCCCUUAGCUAUCGUCUAUACUUUCAUUGACAUUUGUAAAGGUCUGCCCCAAACCAACGUGGCCUCCCUGGCCUAUGCCUUGGUCAGUGCUGUGCUCCUGAUCAUUGUCAAGGAGCUCAACCUGAAGUACAUGAAGAAGAUCCGGAUGCCCAUCCCCAUGGAGAUCAUCAUUGUAAUAGUUGCCACUGCCAUCUCCGGCAGCUUUAACAUGCCUGAGAAGUACGGCAUGCCAGUCGUUGGGAAGAUCAGCAUGGGGUUCCCAGCACCAACGCUGCCCCUGGUGCACAAGUGGAAGGACAUGAUCGGCACGGCCUUCUCCCUCGCCAUCGUGAGCUACGUGAUCAACCUGGCCAUGGGGAGGACGCUGGCAGCCAAGCACGGCUACGACGUGGACCCCAACCAGGAAAUGCUGGCCCUGGGCUGCAGCAACUUCUUCGGAUCCUUCUUCAAAAUCCACGUCAUCUGCUGCGCUCUCUCGGUCACUCUCGCCGUCGAUGGGGCAGGAGGGAAAUCACAAGUGGCAAGCUUCUUUGUGGCCAUGGUGGUGAUGGUGACCAUGCUGGCGCUGGGCAUCUACCUCGAGCCCCUUCCAAAGUCUGUCCUGGGAGCCCUCAUCGCAGUGAACCUGAAGAACUCCCUCAAGCAGCUGGCGGAUCCCUUCUACCUGUGGAAGAAGAGCAGGCUGGACUGCCUGGUCUGGCUGGUGAGCUUCCUGUCCGCCUUCUUCCUGAGCCUUCCCUACGGAGUCGCUGUGGGCGUGGGAUUCUCGGUGCUGGUCGUGGUUUUCCAUACCCAGUUCCGAAACGGCUCUGCCCUGGGCCAGAUCACUUCCACUGACAUCUACAAGAACCCGAAAGCCUACAACAAGGUGCAUGAACUUAAUGGCAUUAAAAUCGUGACCUACUGCUCCCCACUGUAUUUUGCCAACUCGGAGAUCUUCCGGGAGAAGAUCAUAGCCAAGACAGGGGUGGAUCCUGGCAAAGUGUACUUGGCCAGGAAGAAGUACGUGAAGCGGCAGGAGAAGGGCACGGCACAACCACCACCAAACCUACCCAAACUCCUGCUGAGGCAGAACAAGACCCUGUCUUUGCAAGAGCUCCAGAAGGACUUCGAAAGCAGCUCUCCAACUGACACCAACAACAACCAGACGACCGCUAACGGGGCCAGCAUCUCCUACGUGACGUUCCAGCCCCCCGGCACCAGCGCUGCCGGCUCCAGUGAGCUGGGCAGCACUAAUGCUGUACGAGGAAGCACCUUCCUGCCUGCAGCAGAGCUUGACCCUGUGAUGACAGCACCGCCCUACCUCAGCUUCCACACCAUCAUCCUGGACAUGAGCGGAGUGUGCUUUGUCGACCUCAUGGGCACAAAGGCGCUGGGCAAGCUGUGUUCCAGCUACCAGAAGAUUGGGAUUAAAGUGUUCUUGGCAAACGUGCAGGCCCAGGUUUACAAUGACAUUAGCACAGGAGGAGUCUUUGAGGAAGGGGGCCUGGACCGAAGUCACCUCUUCCUAACAAUCCAUGAUGCUGUCCUCUUUGCACUGGCAGAUAUCAAGGAAGUUGUCCACCCGCCCAGCUUAGAAGAGAGGCCAGACCAGACAGAGCUCUCCAUCUAUGAUGAGUCUGCGGAUGAAGGCAGCACAGAGUUCAAGAACCUGGAGGAGGAGAUGUUUGGCAGCAUGUUCCACUCAGAGACCCAGACAGCUCUGUGAGCACACAGGGAGCCUCAGCACAAGGCAAACCCUCCCAAAGAGCCUCCUCUCUCCCAUCCCCUCGUGAAGAGCUGCACUUCUGCCUGGGGGAUACAACAAGUUUGCAAAGCAAGAGGCCAUCACCCCUCUUGAACUGGUACAUUCCUCCCUCCAUCCUGCUCUACUUCUGGUCUUGAGGGCAGCCUACAGAAACAGUGUGGAACCAGGAACUCAGGAAACGCCACCCCAUGAACUACAGAAGUGCAGUGAGUUCGUUCCAAGGCAGGUGCCUUAACACAGAGGACAAUUACUCGCUAUUGCCAAGGGACCCAGCAGUCAAACUGAGAUCUGAGUGUAUUUUAUGCCUGCAACUGGGGGGCAGCCCGAGUGAGGCCAGGACCAUCCCAGGCAAAGGAGCUUGCCUCCCUAACGCAGAGCCAGGCAGCUGGGAGCUUCAUCAUCCCCAAGUCUGACGUUCUCUUCUAUUGGAGUGAUGCUAAUAACAACUGCUAUUCUAGUUUCCUUUCCUGAUGCCUUCCCUUCUUACCCAGUGCUGAUGUGGAGACAGUAAUGACAAGAUGACAAUAUGAAGCCUGGAAAAUCAAAGCAUAAGCCAAGGCUUAAAGCACCCCUUUCUUCAGUGCAUUUCAACCGCCAGUAUGGCUUUUAUGGCAAUAAGAUUAGAAAAGAUUUAAGAUAAAGACACAUUGGAAUGAAAACCAUUUCCCUUGUUUGAACUGCGAAUCUUCCUACAGAGUAUUGCCAGCACUGGGGUAAAAUGCAAGAGUCAACAAGAGAAAGUGAACAGUAAUGGAAGCAAAAGUGGACAGUUUGUGAUCUUCACAUGAAUGCAAAAAAUAAUGGCCUUAAUAAUGAAAGUAAAUUAUAAUUUAAGAAGCUAUUUUAUUUCUCUAUUAAAAAUACCAGCAAGCUUUAA
Pezoporus occidentalis (night parrot) is the source of this 3815-nucleotide messenger RNA. It is a transcript of the gene SLC26A9, whose product is annotated as solute carrier family 26 member 9. Gene Ontology annotation, molecular function: chloride transmembrane transporter activity; sulfate transmembrane transporter activity; oxalate transmembrane transporter activity. The record is from RefSeq and is a predicted model, not a curated record. Gene Ontology annotation, biological process: transmembrane transport. The coding region runs from base 494 to 2899 and encodes 801 amino acids. Lineage: Eukaryota; Metazoa; Chordata; Aves; Psittaciformes; Psittacidae. The transcript has 20 exons. Gene Ontology annotation, cellular component: plasma membrane.